Molecule: messenger RNA, 1267 nt
Organism: Carassius carassius (crucian carp)
Lineage: Eukaryota; Metazoa; Chordata; Actinopteri; Cypriniformes; Cyprinidae
Gene: il12bb
Product: interleukin 12B, b
Exons: 9
Coding region: 214-1140 (308 amino acids)
Molecular function (GO): protein binding
Source: RefSeq, a predicted model, not a curated record
ACAGUUGCUCCUGUUAAAGCCCCUAGCACAUAAAAAACACUGUUGCAUAGCUCAUGGAAACCCCAAAUGAAAACUGGCUUUAUUUAGAACUUGAUACUUCUGCUUGCUGUAAAUUCACCCUUCUGUAUCACAUAUAUAAAUGUUGCUCAGGUUCAAUACUACCUCAGUGAAAGGGAAGAGGAGAGAGUCAUCACAACUCAUUAAGUUUUCAAGAUGAACAAGAUUAUUUUUGUUAUUCUUCAAGCUGCUCUUCAGAUGGCAGGCAGCACUUCACUGAGGUUCAUCAAGCCAAAUGUUCUGGCUUUGGAGGUAUCAAAUCUGUCCAGCUUUGAGGUAUUCCUGCAUUGUAAAGAGCAAUAUAAAGGAGAGGAAAUUUACUGGGAGAGGAAUGGGGAAAGCAUCUCUCAAACAGGGAACUUCAUCACUGUUACAAUAGAUGGGCUGCAUGGGGGAAACUUCACAUGUCACAGACCAAACAGAGAUCUUUUGAAUUACACACUACUACUGGUCCAUCCAGUUGAGUUUCCUAAAAGAGUUCUUACACAAUCUAGUGACAGAGAAUUCAUUUCUUGCACCGCAAGAAACUAUAAUGGACAGUUGCAUUGCUCUUGGAAAUGGCAUCAGGAGCGGAUCCAAAGAGCUGUGGUAUAUUUCACAGCUAUCCGAAACUCUAGUCCCAUCAACUGCACUCUGGACUUGGAUAUAUCUGGGCUGACUUGUAUUGACAAGGAUUAUUGUCAGUACUCUGAAGAGUCUAGGAGCAUGAACCUCACACUGUUUGUCAGAAAUCUUUAUAGGCUGGAGGAGCACCACAGGACUUUCCUCAUCCAAGACAUUGUCAAGCCAGAUAAAGUUAGUAUCACCAAGAUCCAAGAUGAUGUAUUUGAGUGGCACCCCCCUGAAACAUGGAGUUUCCCCUGUAGUUUCUUUCCCCUCUCCUAUGAAGUGAAAGUAGUUCCUAACAAUCAUAGCUGUGACUACACAGGAAGGCGUGUCGAAAAAAAUGAAACCAGCAAGACACAUUACAAAGUGAAAUUUAAAAAAGCAUAUACUUUCUGCGUUCGAGCACAGGACCCACUAACUAAAAACGUUUGGGGUGACUGGAGUCACUGCCAUCAGAGAAAACACCAGCAAACCUGAGGUCUAAAGGGAACCAACCCCCCCGCUCCCCCCACUUGACAAUCUGCUUUCUAUUCCUGAAAAAAUAUUACAACUAUUCAUAUUUAUACAUAUUUUGUAUUAUUAAAAUAUGCCAUGGUGAAAUUUA